Molecule: messenger RNA, 908 nt
Organism: Cyprinodon variegatus (sheepshead minnow)
Lineage: Eukaryota; Metazoa; Chordata; Actinopteri; Cyprinodontiformes; Cyprinodontidae
Gene: cfap53
Product: trichohyalin-like
Exons: 4
Coding region: 36-908 (290 amino acids)
Source: RefSeq, a predicted model, not a curated record
UUCUGUCAGAGAAGCCCGUCUCCUGACCGUUCUCCAUGUUGGUUUUCUGCUCCGCCUCCAGGGAGCGAUGCGAGGAGCUGCGCAGCAUCCGGAGCCGGCGCCUGAAGCAGGAGUUGCGUCAGGAUAAUGCAGCUCUGGUGAGGAGGCAACAGGAGGAGCGGCGGCGGCUGCAGGAGGAGCAGCUGCUGUUCGACGAGCUGUGGGAGGCCGACUACCAGGCCAAGGGAGAACAGGAGAGCUUGAGAGUCCGACAGCGACAGCAGAAAGACGAGGAGCAGCUGCAGGAGCUGAGGGAGCAGAUGAAAGCUGCAGAACGGAGGAGGCAGCAGGAGAAGGAGCUGAGGGAGGAGAAGCUCCAACUUCUGCUGCAGCAGGAGCAGAUGAGGCUCCUCCAGGAGGAGCGGCAGCGGCAGCUGAAGCUGCAGCAGCAGCAGAACCGGCGCCGGCAGCUGGACCGAGACCUGAGGCUCAAAAUGAAGCGCCUGGCGCAGGAGCAGCAGGAGGAGCUGCAGCUGGACAUGAAGAUCCUGCAGCCGAUCCAGAAGGAGGAGACUGAACAGAGGAAGGAGUCAGCUCAGAGGAAGGCGGAGCUGCAGGAGGAGCAGAAGCAGUACCUGAAGUACCUGUCUGAGGAGCUGGAGAGGCAGAGGAGAGAGGAGCAGGAGACGGAGCUGCUGCAGGAGGAGAAGCUGAAGGAGAUCUGGAUGAAACGGGAGGAGCAGAGCCGGCUGCAGAGGGAGGCCAGAGAGCGGCAGAUGGAGGAGGUGAUGGAGGCGCGCCGCCUGCAGAUCCAGAGCAAACUGGAUGCAAACCUGCAGAAACAGGAGCAGCUGGAGAAGGAGAAGGAGGAGAUGGAGAGAGAGGCACAGGAGGCCAGCCUGCAGCAGGAGCAGGAGAGAAGAAGGUAA